This is a messenger RNA of Aegilops tauschii subsp. strangulata, 561 nucleotides long. The record is from RefSeq and is a predicted model, not a curated record. NCBI's taxonomy places the organism in Eukaryota, Viridiplantae, Streptophyta, Magnoliopsida, Poales, Poaceae.
GACCUCAGGGACCCCGAGGGCCGCCUCACCUCCUGGACCAGCAACACCUCGGCGGGCGCCGUCUGCGACUUCUCCGGCAUCUCCUGCUGGAACCCGCAGGAGUCGCGCAUCCUCGCCGUCUCCCUCUCCGGCUUCGGCCUCCAGGGCAAAAUCCCCCCCGCGCUCCAGUACUGCCGCUCCGCCAACACGCUCGACCUCUCCUCCAACGCGCUCGAGGGCCAGAUACCCCCCGCGCUCUGCGACUGGAUCCCCUUCGUCGUCAACCUCGACCUCUCCGGCAACCGCCUCACCGGCCCGCUCCCCUCCGAGCUCGCCAACUGCCGCUUCCUCAAUUCGCUCAAGCUCAGCGACAACGCCUUCUCCGGCCAGAUCCCCGCCUCCCUCGCGCGCCUCGACCGCCUCAAGGCGCUCGACCUCUCCGGGAACCGCCUCGAGGGCCAGAUCCCGUCCCAGCUCGGCUCUGCCUUCUCCAAGGACUCCUUCUCCGGGAACUCGGGCCUCUGCGGCCACCCCGUGUCCUCGCGCUGCGGCAGCGGCCUUGGGGGCACCGGCCUCGGCAUC